This is a messenger RNA of Sabethes cyaneus, 852 nucleotides long. RefSeq lists its product as uncharacterized. NCBI's taxonomy places the organism in Eukaryota, Metazoa, Arthropoda, Insecta, Diptera, Culicidae. The transcript has a single exon. Bases 1 to 852 code for a protein of 283 amino acids. Gene Ontology annotation, biological process: DNA integration. Gene Ontology annotation, molecular function: nucleic acid binding. The record is from RefSeq and is a predicted model, not a curated record.
AUGUGUCGGGAGAUUUUCAGCCGAUUUGGACUACCGUCAGUUUUCGUGAGCGAUCACGGAACACAGUUCACGUCGGAAUCGUUCGAGAAGUUCCUGAAGCAGAAUGGAGUUACGCAUAAGAUGGGUGCACCUUACCAUCCCGCGACGAACGGACAGGCCGAAAGAUACGUGCAAACCUUUAAGCAGAAGCUUAAAGCAAUUCGCUGUCCAAAAUCGAAAUUAGACAUUGAACUUGCCAACAUUCUAAUGACAUACCGAAAGAUGAUCCACCCGGCAACCGGACAAUCACCUUCUAUGAUGAUGUUCGGUAGACAGAUCAAAUCUCGACUAGAUCUAAUGCUGCCAACGAAACCCGAGAAAAGACCAGCUAAUCCCGUUAACCGAGUGUUCUUUGAUGGUGAUAGAGUUCGUGUUCGUGAUUUCUUGUCGACACAGAAAUGGCAGUUUAGACAAGUCGUUUCCAAGUUGGGCAAAAUGCGGUAUUCAGUGCGUUUAGAUGACGGAAGACUGUGGGAAAGACAUGUGGAUCAUAUGGCUGGCGUAGGACCAAAUAUAACUUCAUCUGCUGAUGCCUUCUCAAAAGGUACUGGUCAGGAAUCUGCAAAGUUCUCUUCGUCUACCGUUACAUCCAGUGGUGGUUACUACCACGCAGUGGAUGUGGAACUGCCAGCGGCUGGUAUAUCGUACGCAUCAAGAUCUGAAGCACCUCCUCCGCCUGUUCAACCCGUGGCGAACGGCGGACAUCAAGUCGUGGUAUCGGAAGACGUACCGCCACCCAAUGCAGACCUGGCUCGCUGGCAACCGAUUCGGUCAAGUAGAGUAAUUAAGCCCCCUAACAGGCUAAAUUUUUAA